Messenger RNA from Trichomycterus rosablanca, 1440 nucleotides. Its product is annotated as E3 SUMO-protein ligase ZBED1-like. Lineage: Eukaryota; Metazoa; Chordata; Actinopteri; Siluriformes; Trichomycteridae. Gene Ontology annotation, biological process: regulation of transcription by RNA polymerase II. Gene Ontology annotation, molecular function: protein dimerization activity. The coding region runs from base 1 to 1440 and encodes 479 amino acids. The transcript is spliced from 3 exons. The record is from RefSeq and is a predicted model, not a curated record. Gene Ontology annotation, cellular component: nucleus.
AUGCAGGCCAAGCACACAUUUGGCAGCAGGUUGAGCUCUGGCAAUGUACGACAGACAACACUGGACAAUGUUCGACGGCAGACGAUGGACCAGCCAACCUCCAACAAAUUAACGGUAGCAAUUGCUAAAUGGAUAGCCACAGCAUGCAGACCGAUUAACAUAGUGCAGGACGAGGGUCUGCGCAACAUAAUUAGGCUCGCGUCCAAGGACCCAUCUUAUGAGCUACCCUCGAGAUCAACUAUCGUCAACAGGAUUCAUGAGCUAUAUGAAACGGAGAGGGCAAAACUAGCUCAGGAUUUGGUACUCACAGCCACUAUUGCUCUUACGGGUGAUUAUUGGACAUCACUAGGUAACGACAGCUAUCUCGGAGUUACAGGUCAUUAUAUAGAUGAACAGUGGCAACUUCAUUCACAUGCUUUAACGGUCAUGAAAACAGAGGAGAGGCAUCAUGCUGCGACCUGUGCCGAACAUUUUAUGGAUGUGGCGAAGCAGUGGAACAUCGAAAGUAAAUGUCGCAAGGUGGUGGGGCACUUCAAACAUAGUCCACCUAAUACCUCUGAAUUAGAAAAACAGCAAGUUGCACAUGGGCUGAAGACUGAGUCACUCGUGCAAGAUGUACCAACCCGAUGGAACUCCACUCUGGAGAUGGUGAAACGUCUGCAAAAACACCAAGAACCAGUAAAAGACGCCCUAGCCCUGCACAAAACCAAUGUCGCGAUGCCAACAAAGGCAGAGAUGGAAAAGCUGCAGAAGCUGGAGGCAUUGCUGGAGCCCUGCAGAUACUUUACUGAAAUCCUGGGAGGAGAAAAAUUUGUUUCCUGUUCGGUUGUAUUGCCUGCAUUAUGCCAUCUGUCUCGGGUAAUGGAAAGUUCAGAGGAUGACCCUCCCUACAUUGGCAAGUUCAAGCAGACCUUCACCUUGGACAUGGAGAAACGCAAGGAAAAAACAAACAGUACCUGGCUGAAGAUUUCCACAGCACUUGACCCUAGAUUUAAGGACCUCAAGUGUCUACACAGAUUUGAGAGAGCUGAGGUGUGGGCACUGAUUGCUGGCAUUAUGAAGGAGGAGAUGCUUGCACAGGAACCAGUGCAAACAGUAACAUUUGAACCACCACAGAAGAAAGCAGCUCUCUUGGUUGCUUCAGAAUCUGAGUCUGAUGAAGAGGAGAACUAUAUUGAAAAAUGUCUGGAGCGCUAUAGAGCUGAGCCUGUCAUUAGUAUGGAGGACUGUCCCUUGGAAUGGUGGUCUAAACAUGCUGGGUCACACCCCAAAUUGGCCUGCCUUGCUCGCAAAUACUUAGCAACACCUGCCACAUCAGUACCUUGUGAGAGGUUGUUUUCUCUUUCUGGGCACAUUGUGCAGAAAAAGCGAGCUGCUUUGUCAUCUAGCAAUGUUUCCAGACUUGUGUGCCUAAGCAGCUGGCUUGGGUCAGCAAAAUAG